AUGCAGGACGCUGAGCUGGAGGCGUGCUUUGGCCUGGUGGAGCGGACCAGCAGUCACGAUUACCGCCGCGCGGCGGGCGGAUGGCAUCCAGAGGCGAAGCGUGCGGAGAUGAGGUCGCCGGGCUUGCGCUACAUUCUCGUGCGUGGCGCGGCGGCGGAGGCGGAGGCUACGGCCUCCUCGGACGAGUCUGCAACGGAGAAUAGUGGUGACGGCGGCGGCGAGAUUCGUGCGUUUACGUCGUUUAUGCCAACGUGGGAGGACAACAAGCCCGUGGUGUACUGCUACGAGAUUCAUCUACUACCCGAGCUAGAAGGAACAGGCCUGGGUCGGCUUUUGAUGAGCCACGUAACGACGGCCGCGGACCGCAUCGGCGCGCUGCACAAGACGAUGCUGACGUGCUUCACGGCCAAUGCGCGCGCUCGGCGCUUCUAUGAAAAGCUGGGCUUUGCCGUGGAUGACAGCUCGCCGCGGCCGAGGCGGCUUCGCGACAAGGUGGUUGAGCCAGAGUAUGUCAUCAUGUACCGGCCGACGAGGAGUGAUGACGACGCAGACGCGGACGCGGACGCGGCUGUGGAUGUGGAUUUGGAUGUGGAUGCAACGGCGGCGGCGGAUGAUGGGAAUGAGCACCGGGAGAAGCGGGCAAAGAGAGUGGACUGA
Beauveria bassiana ARSEF 2860 is the source of this 657-nucleotide messenger RNA. RefSeq names its product Acyl-CoA N-acyltransferase. Gene Ontology annotation, molecular function: histone H2A acetyltransferase activity; histone H4 acetyltransferase activity; protein N-terminal-serine acetyltransferase activity. Gene Ontology annotation, cellular component: nucleus. Lineage: Eukaryota; Fungi; Ascomycota; Sordariomycetes; Hypocreales; Cordycipitaceae. The transcript has 2 exons. The record is from RefSeq and is a predicted model, not a curated record. Bases 1 to 657 code for a protein of 218 amino acids.